CGAGUUGGGGCGAUCGCGGUGCCGGAGCCAGCGCCGCCGCUGCUGCCGCCUUUCCCCCGCCGCCCGGGAGCCCAGCAUGAGCCAGCGCCAGAACCAGCGCCGCGGCGGCCCGCGGGCCGAUAUGGUGCCCGAGAUCGCCGCCGCCGUGGGUUUCGUUUCCAGCCUGUUGCGGACGCGGGGUUGCGUCAGCGAGCAGCAGCUGCAGGUCUUCAGCGGGGCGCUGCGGGAGGCGCUCGCAGAGCACUACAAACAUCACUGGUUUCCUGAGAAACCGUUCAAAGGCUCUGGGUAUCGUUGCAUCCGGAUCAAUCACAAAAUGGACCCCAUUAUCAGCAAGGCAGCUAGCCAGAUCGGACUCAGCCUACCGCAGCUCUACCAGCUCCUGCCCAGCGAGCUCACACUCUGGGUAGACCCCUACGAGGUCUCAUACCGCAUCGGUGAGGAUGGCUCCAUCUGUGUCUUGUAUGAAGCGACUGCAACAAAACCUGUGAGCUCCUAUGGGAUGCUUACCUGUAAGAACCAGAUGAUGUUAGGUCGUACCAGUCCUUCCAAAAACUACAUCAUGACUGUCUCCAGCUAAAUACUCCUCUUGUCCUUACACUGCCAAGACACAGGCUACUGUAUACCUCGCCUGAGGAUCUAUUUUUAAGAUGAAGAGCUAUUUAUAUUUUUUAAAAAAAUCCAAGAAAAUCCAAAAUUAAAAUAUUGGGCACCGCUUUGAACAGAAGCGGUGUUCUAGGUGCCUUUUUUUAAAGCUGUUGCAAGCUUGUGAGUUUUUAUUAUGAAGCCGAUAUCUACCUAAUUAGUGUUGGAUGGCAAUUUUGGGCUGACUUGCUCACUUGGGCAGCUUGGAAUGGAGGAUGAGGGGGAAGAGCCAGGCUGGGAAGUGUGGCUUGGUGGUGGGAAAUGUCUGUCGCCUUCUCACCAUUCUGGUACCCAACAGUAUUGCUGUAUUGCCAAGUAUUGCAAUACUGUUGGAGAAGGGACGAAGGAGCUGCUGUCUUUUCUCCACUAACUACUUCACUCCCCAGCUGGUCUGAUCUCUCUGGGGCCUGGAUAUAGUGUUUGGGGGAACCUGCCUCAGGUCUGGGUGAUGCCAGGGACCAUGGGGUCCCUCUCCUUUGCUCUCGCACAUCUCCUGUGGACUCACUCCGUGAGUAUUGCAGCUCUGCUCUGCCCCACUCCCAGCACAAAGUGAGGGUGAGCAUGGCCUGUCUCCAACCUCUCCGUCUUUCCUGUCUGCUGUUGGACUGAAAGGGGCCACUUGGGUAUUGGUGUCUUGUGAAGUGGAGCAAGGCAGAGAUGCACCGGGGGUCAGGCUGUGCAGAGAACGUCCCCAAGAUGAAUGUUGCAGCUACUGUGGUGGCACUGUGGUACUGUUUGUUCCUGGUGCUCCCCAGUACCUGGCUAUCACCCACUGCUUGCUGCACACCGAGAAGGGUACUCCAGACCCUGAAACCAGCACUGAACAGCUGUGAAUUACAAAGCCUUUCUGCUACGUGUGGCUUAGACAUCAGCCCAUGACCUGCUUUUGUGUGGCCUCUCUGUGCUCCAAGAGUGGAGUCUGGCCUCUUGCUUGCAAAAGUUGCCUAAUCCAAAGCUGAUGACUUGCCGUGUCACUUCUCCAGAAGAGCUGAAGCAACUCGCCUUGUGCUGUAGAGGUUGGUGUGUGAGAACCCCUUUGCCCUGUCCCUUAAUCAGAAGGGUUGGGGGUCUCUUCCCCCUGUGUGUGGGAUGCUCAGAUGCUUUGGUGUCCUAAUGUUACUUUUAAAGUCACAGCACUUCUUCCCUCUCUUCCUCCUCUGUGUGAUCAGCAUGUGGCUGUCCCUGUCUCCACUGAUAACUUGGUAAGGGGCAUCGUUUGGUUCCAAUCUCUUGGUACAUUUUGCACAAUUAAUGCCUGGUCCUAUGCUCUGUCUAUUCAAGCAAAACUCCUCUUGGAGUCCCAGUGGUACUUGUUUUCAGGGAGACUUUGCCCAAGUGUUGUUCAGGAUUUGGCCCUUAAACUGCUCUGGCUAACUGCAAAUGGAGUGGGAGCUGAAAGUGCUGUCACAAGAACUUCACCUACCUGUCGGGAAUGAGCCUUUACCAGGAUGUUUUAUGUCUGUUGCCUUUUUACUAACCAGCUGGUGCUCCUCCAGUGAUCCUGGGAGAAGUGAUUGAAAAAGCAGGGCAUUGACAUGGCUGUUUGUAAUGAAACUUUCCCAGAUUUGUCUCGGCACACUUUUUUUACCUUCCUCUUUUCUGACCUGGCAGCUGACUGGCAUAACCAGAGUUGUUCUUGCCCAGCCUUUGAUGAAUCAAGUUCUCAGACAUUUGUGCAAUAUAUUUCCAAAUCUUGGGCGCUCUGGGAGAGGAAGGAAGCCUCCCAUCUUCCACAGUUCUGAGCUUGUUUUUUAAUAUCUUAAAAAAAAAAAAAAAAAUUCAACACAGCUCCCCAAGUCUGACUGCUAAUGUGGAAAAGUAAGUUCAGAUUUUUGUAAGCUUCAAAUCAUGACUUCCAGAACUGGGAAACCAGCCUCAAAUCUUAGAUUCUUUUAAAAUGUCAAGUGGUGAGUUAUUUGUCCUUGAACAGUAAUAACAGACUGUGGCUCUGAAGUUGCAUCACUUCCCUCUGCAUCACUCUAAUUUCUCAUGUCAGCAAAGCAGAAGCUGAAAUGAAGCACUGGGGUUUUUUCCCUUGGUGAACUUGUGCAAUAGGUGACCUCACCAAGAGGGGAGUACUUGGGAACUUCCAAAAAGCAAAUUCCCUUUUCAAGGAAAAGGGAUCUUGGUGCUUUUUGGAGUCCUCACUUAACCUGCUUACAUGGAAAGCCCGUGAUGAGAACUGCAUCCAGGAUAAGCAUCGUUUGCUUUGCUUGCUGGACUCCUUGGCUGGAUGUGGAGUUUCCUGAAGGCUGUUAACUUCCUUGUGUUGUAAUUUAUCAUGAUCAAAGCUGUCUUAAGAUUUACCCCCCACUUUCACUCUGUUCCCUCACUCUUACCAGAAAAGUUUUUCAGGAACAACAGCCCACACCAAAGGAAUACACUAUAAUUAUUCUUAACAUGCCCCCACUUCCAGAACCAAAAUAGCCAAAUCUCAUUCUUUUGUCCCUGGUGUGGAGGAGUCUAAUGUUAAAGGUGUCUGUGUUUAGCUUCAAAACCAACCAAAUUUGGGUAUAAUCCAUUUCUCUCUUGUAGCUGGUUACAUGUAAAAGCUGUGAAUUCAUGUGCUCUGUUGCCUUCUGCCUACAAGCCUGAUACUCAACUGCAGAGCUGAAUGGUGUGUAUUUUGAGACAGUGUAUUUGAGGGGUUUCCUGUAAUUUUUUUAACAAGCUGGACUGUUGAACGGGACCUGCUUUUUGUAUUUGGUGAAAAUGAUAGAAAGUUUGUAAGCUACACUUGGAGGAGGGAGUGGAUGGUUACUAAUUGUAUAGUAGUGUUUUUAUAUACAGAAUGUACAGAUCCUUUGACAGACGUAUGCUUUUGUUACUUUAAUAAAAAUGUAGCACUAUAAA
Messenger RNA from Aquila chrysaetos chrysaetos, 3498 nucleotides. It is a transcript of the gene BTG2, whose product is annotated as BTG anti-proliferation factor 2. The coding region runs from base 77 to 580 and encodes 167 amino acids. Gene Ontology annotation, biological process: negative regulation of cell population proliferation; negative regulation of mitotic cell cycle. Lineage: Eukaryota; Metazoa; Chordata; Aves; Accipitriformes; Accipitridae. The transcript has 2 exons. Gene Ontology annotation, cellular component: nucleus; cytoplasm. The record is from RefSeq and is a predicted model, not a curated record.